Molecule: messenger RNA, 999 nt
Organism: Daphnia carinata
Lineage: Eukaryota; Metazoa; Arthropoda; Branchiopoda; Diplostraca; Daphniidae
Gene: RpS3A
Product: small ribosomal subunit protein eS1-like
Exons: 5
Coding region: 101-904 (267 amino acids)
Biological process (GO): translation
Cellular component (GO): ribosome; cytosol
Molecular function (GO): structural constituent of ribosome
Source: RefSeq, a predicted model, not a curated record
CAAGUAGUUUGUUUCGUCACCGCCAGUUGUCCAUAGAAGUCUUUCCAAGAGGACUUUUUUUCCAAGCCUAGUCUUUUCUAAGUGUACUCCCAAAUUCAACAUGGCUGUUGGAAAGAAUAAGGGACUUUCAAAAGGGGGUAAAAAGGGUCUGAAAAAGAAGAUUAUUGAUCCUUUCACUCGCAAAGACUGGUAUGACAUUAAGGCACCGUCUAUGUUCGCAGUCCGUCAGGUUGGCAAAACAUUAGUCAACAGGACUCAAGGAACACGUAUUGCUUCCGAAGGCUUGAAGGGCCGCGUAUUCGAAGUUUCUCUCACCGAUCUUCAGAAUGAAUCUGAUUCUGAGAGGGCAUUCCGCAAGUUCAAGCUGAUCUCUGAAGAUGUUCAAGGUCGUAACUUGUUGACAAACUUCCAUGGAAUGGACAUGACUACAGAUAAGCUUCGAUCAAUGGUGAAGAAAUGGCAAUCCCUUAUUGAAGCCAGUGUUGAGGUGAAGACCACUGACGGAUACUUGCUCCGAGUAUUCUGCAUUGGUUUCACCAAGAAGGAGAGCGAGUCUACUCGCAAAACAUGCUAUGCUCAGCAUGCUCAGAUCAAGGCCAUCCGUAAGAAGAUGGUUGACAUCAUCACUCGUGAGGUUGGCUCCGUGGAUUUGAAAGAGGUUGUUAGUAAGCUGAUCCCUGACUCCAUCAGCAAAGACAUUGAGAAGUCCUGCCAGGGAAUUUACCCUCUCCACGACGUCAAUAUCCGGAAGGUAAAAGUCCUCAAGAAGCCAAAGUUCGACAUUGGCAAGCUCCUGGAAUUGCACGGAGACGGUGGCAAGUCCGGAGUUGGCGGCGAAGGUGGAGUUUCGGGCUCUGUGGACCGACCCGAAGGCUACGAACCCCCUGUUCAAGAGUCUGUUUAGUAGGAGAGAAGUGUUUUGCCAUCUUCUUAAACUGACAUUUGAGACAGCGUGAAGGCGGUGGCCCCAAUAAAAAAAACUUCAAAAAAAAUUGUCAC